Messenger RNA from Podarcis lilfordi (Lilford's wall lizard), 38078 nucleotides. The record is from the annotation of a GenBank genome assembly. NCBI's taxonomy places the organism in Eukaryota, Metazoa, Chordata, Lepidosauria, Squamata, Lacertidae.
AGUAGCAGCGGCUUAAGCUCCAGUUCCCAGGUUGCCUCGCGGCUCCAUUUGAGCCCCAUCUUGAGCGAGGGGAGUGAGCAGUUUGAAUUUCAGCUCCUUCGGCACAGCGCUGGAGAGCGCAGCGCGCACGGACUUUAAAGAAGGGGAAGGGGGGGAGAGAAAGAAGAGAGUGUGAGGCGGAGGGAAAAGGGCCCGGCCGGCUCCUCCGUCGUCGGCGCAGAGAGAGCCGAGGGAGCCGCGUCUAGGAGGCCCGCCCGCCUGAGGGGGCCGCUGUGAGCCGGGCUGGUUCCUCCCCCCUUUUCCUUCCCUCCUCCCGAGAAGAUGCGUCUGGUGCUGAUCUCCAGGUAGACAGCGGAGGCAGGGCGGCCUGCGCCUCACUUGCCGGCUGCCGCCGCCGCCCCUCUUCCCCGAGACCCGUCGGACGGACUAGCGGCCUUGGGGACCGCGGGUCUCGCCGGAAACCCCCGCGGAGAGCGCCACCCCGGCGCUGGGAGCCCCACAGCCGGCUGCGUGAAGAGAGCCGCGGCUGCGAAAGGGGGACGGUGGGGCGCUGCUGAGGGAAGAAGGAGGAGGAGGAGGUGGCGCCGCCCGCCCGCCGAGGGGCCCGCAGCCUUACUCGGGGGGAGGAAGAGGAGGAGCUCGGCCGCCGCCCCCCUUCCAUUCUCCUCUGCCUCGCUCUCCCUUUCCCCCCAUCGCCAACCCCAGGCCUGGUGGUGGCCGCCUGCUGAGCCGGGGCUGCGUCGCGAGGGCCGGAGGAAUGUGCGAUACCGCCGGCGACUGCGCUGUAGACAGAACGUGAUCCUCCCCUCCGCUGCGCCAGGGCCGGCUCGGACUUCUGCCUUCUCCGCCGAGCCUUUUCAUUUUUUGGCUCUCUGCUUUUCUCUUCUCCUCCGGCGAGGGCAGGUGGGCGGAACCCCCCAUCCUCAUUCUUUUCCCCCCGACGACGACUUAUCCUCUUUUAUUCUCCCGGGGGAAGCACCAUGUCCAAGAUGCCGGCCAAGAAGAAGAGCUGCUUCCAGAUCACCAGCGUGACGACGGCCCAGGUGGCCAGCAGCAUCACCGAGGACACCGAGAGCCUGGACGACCCGGAUGAAUCCCGCACCGAGGACGUUUCCUCCGAGAUCUUCGACGUGUCCCGCGCCACCGACUACGGACCCGAAGAUGUCUGCGAGCGCAGCUCCUCCGAGGAGACCCUCAACAACGUGGGCGACGCGGAGACCCCGGGGACAGUCUCUCCCAACCUGCUCCUGGAUGGGCAAGUGGCUGCUGCCGCCGUCGCCGCCGCCGCGGCCUCCGGAGGGAUCCAGCCGCCGCCGCCUUCCCCUGCUGUGCCGACCGCCAACGGAGGAGCUGUUCCCAGGAGCUCCGCGGUGCUCCCAGCGGCUGCCGCCCCGGCCUCUUCAGCGGCAGCAGGAGGCAGCACUGCGCAGGCAGCUGCUGGCUCUGGAGCCAUGCCUCUAACGGCUGCCGCCGCAUGCAGUUCCCGCUUCAGGGUGAUUAAGCUGGACCACGGUACAGGAGAGCCCUAUAGACGGGGGCGAUGGACGUGUAUGGAAUACUAUGACCGGGACUCCGAGGGCGGGGCCGUUUUAGCCAGGACUGGGGAUUGCAUUAGACACAACAGUACUUUUGAACAAGCUGUUCAAGAUAGGGAUAGUGGCCUAGGUGCUACUGGUGGCUCUUUGAUAGUUUCGGGGGUUGCAACUUCGGCACAUGGCCCCGACUCCCUGGCUGACAGCUCUCUUGCUGCUGUGUCACAGCUACUCCAGCCAGAGAAAAUAAACCAACCCUCUCCACAGCAACCCAAUUUUGUCAUUGGGCAGCAGCCCAUAGGCGGGGCUGUGCCUCACAGUAAUGCUCAGCCAAUCUAUUCAGGGGCUACAGCAGCGAGCCAGCAAAUGAUGGGGCCUCCGCUGCAGACCCAGGCACAGGUAAAUGCACAGAACAUGGGACAGGCUGGACCUAAUGGGAAAGGCAUGCCACCUUCGAAUGUAGCGAUAGCCCAGACAGGUUUGCCUAUGCCACAACAGCAGGUACAGCAAGCUAAUGUACCUGUGGCUCAGACUCAGCAAUUUGCUUAUUCUCAGUCGCAGAUUCCACCAGUGCAUCUGGUGCCAGCCCAAACUCCUGCCCAGCCGGAAUACAUUCAACAUAUGACAGUAAUGCAGUCUCAAGGAGCUACUCAACAGGCCAUCUCAGGUUCUGUCCCGAGCACUGGAGCGUCCAGUCUUCCAGCAGCACAAAUAGCUGGUCCAAAUCCCUCACCCAUAGCACCAGUGAUGGGAGUUUCUUCGCAAACUGGUGAAACUGUAGGACAGGUAUCUGGGCUAUUGCAGGGUGGCCUGACAACUCCAAUUCAGACUGUCAUUCCUCAGCCAGGAGGUGUGGUGCAGCAAGGCAUUGGCCAUGCGGGGGUUGUGCAACAGAAAUCUAUGACUCAGCAGCAAAUGGGUGGAAGCAGUCAAGUGGCUGGUGCUCCUCACAGUAUAGUUUCUGGAGUUCAGAAUGUGCCUGCAGCUGUACCGGGUACUAGUGUGCCCAGUGUGUCUACAACUUCUGUUACUAUGCCAAAUGCCCCUGUUACUUUAGUCCAGUCCCAGCUGACCAGCCAUACAUCUGUCAGUAGGAGCUCCAGUGUUGUCCAGCAACAUGUUGGCCUUCCACUAAUGCAAGGCACAACCAAUGUACCUGCAAAUCUGCCACAAUCUAACAUUGGACAAUUUCCAAAUCAACCUUUAGGCCAGAUUGAUGAUACUAGAAGAAAAUCUGAACCCCUACCUCAACCACCACUUUCUCUUGCUGAAAAUAAACUUCUUGUGAAGCCACCUAUUCCGGACACUUUAGCAAACCCUCUUAAUUUACCUGCAACUACUCCUAUGAACAGUCUUGCCAGCUCUGUCUUUGGCAUAUCUAUUCCUGUUGAUGGUGAUGAAGACAGGUAUUUAUCUUCUAUCUUUUUUUUUAUGCAGGUGUCUAGUUGCAGACACUCUUACAGCAUUUAUUUAUCAAGUUUAAGUGUCUUAAUCUCUUCCAAAGAUGUGACAUACGAUGUGACAAAGGGGAUUCACUACUAAACUACUUGUGUAGCAAAAAUGUGUAAACCACCGUAAGGAAGAACUUAAGGAAAUGAGACUAUGAAUAUUAAGCUGAAUACAAAAAGCAAAUCACUGUUUCCGUAGUCUUGAAAAAACAGUUACAAGGACUUUCAAGCCCAUCACAAUUGAUAACUUGAAGUAAGGUUACUCUCUUCCAUUGUUUAAAGCACAAGUUGGAUAUAUAGUUAGUCUUUAUGCUAUACAUUUGUUUAACUUGAGCUAUGUUAGCUGAAUAAAUCCAGACCUAUUCUCUGUUAAUGUUGAAUACAUAUACAUGACAGCAAUGGAAACAUAGUUAUCAAUGGGUGUGUGUAAUUCAGUGGGCAGAUUUGUAACAUGCUUUCUUCAGCAGUUUCAGUGUAAUGGCUGCAAAAGCUUACUAACAAAAUGUGCUUCAUAGGAAAAAGUAAGCAAGUUAACCAUAGUAUCACGUUACUUGUUUUUAAAUAGAACCCUUACUUUAUCAUUGUUAGGUGUGUGGUUAUUAUAAAGGGAAGAAGCUUUGAGAGAUUGGUGAAUAACAGUAUUAACUUGGGAUAUUUGUUCAGAGACAAGUCCCAUAAAAUCAGUGAGGCUUGUUUCAUGAUGUGUAUUUAGGAUUGUAGCUUUAGCAUGCUUAAACUGAAAAGAAGCGAGUUAUAAAGCAACUUGUUUGGGUGUAAGUUGCAAGUUUGCAUGUAUAGAAUUGCAUCGUAAAGAAUAAUUGGUAACUUUUUAAAAAAAAAAUCACUUCAUUAAGAAUCUUACUCUAUGUGAAAAUGUUUAUUUGUACAAGCACAGUAGAAGAAAAUAAGCAAAACAGUACUGUAGCACAAUGAGAGGGGCUGAAGAUGCAAACACUUUCCUUGGGAAAUGACUGAAUUUCCUUUGUAGAAGUGAGAGGACUGUCCUAUUAACCUCUGGCCUAGCUCUGUAAGAGUUCCUCUUUGUAAAUUUAGUAGCAUAGGGAUGGAAAUCCUUAGUCAUCUCUUGCCACAAUCUUAUUAUACCUGUUUAUCUGAGACUAUGCCCCAAUAAAGGGUUAAUUCUGAGUAGAUGUGUAUAGGAUUGCACUGUUGGUGCUAAUUUAAAGUGUAGAGUAACUUUCCCUAAAAUGUGCUUAUUUCUUGAAGUCUUUCAAAUAGCAUAUGAAAUUGCCUUGUGCAUCAGAGUAUUCCAUUACAUUUGAGUUGUUAGCAUCAAGUAGAAAUUCUCUACUUGAGGAAAUUGUAACCUAGUAUAGGUAUGAUCUCUACUUGUCAACAAAUCUACUUAUGAUUAAAUACAGAAGAGAACAGGCACCUGCCGCUUUGCAGAAAUUGAUAGCAUAGCAUUAGCAAUUGGGUAUUACAUCUAACUUGAUUUUGCUAUGGUUUACUGAAGUUGAAACCACCACUAAUGGAGGUAUAUAUCGUAUUUUGUCUUAUUAAAUAAACAUCCUCGCUUCAACUUCAAGAUAAAGGAAAUGGACUUGGUAGGGGGGAAAGGGAUAGCUUUGGUAUUAAGCCUGAUGCUAAUAUCGAGUUGUAGUGCGAGUGAAAAGGGACUUGAGCAAUUCAUCUUUCUCUUCUCCCCCUCCCCCUGAGAAACCUCUGGAGAGUUGCCUCUCUCAGACAGUGGAUCUGUGUUGCCUACUAUGCAGUGUGAGGAGGAACUAGCCUGAAAUUGUGCAGAGGGAUCUGGGGAGUUGCUCUGGUGCACAGUUCUUCCUGAUUUUAGGCAAUACUCUCUGUUGCACCGUGGCCCCAUACAACAGAGUUCCCUCUGAACAGGGAUUUUGGAGAGUACAAGAGUUGCAGGGGCGAGGAAGGGAAGCGAGAGAGUGCUUGCAUGGUCUGCCUUCCACUUGUGCAACCAUUGAAUGCAACCCACUGACAUAAUAUUUUUUAAGUGGGUGUGCUAAUUGGGUUGGAUCUGAUGUAUUGAUAAGAAAUUUUAAUGUAUGUAUAGUGCAAUCCUAAUCACAUUUAUUGAGAAUAUUUUUAGUCUUAGUAUGCUUGCUUCAAAUUGUAGGUUUUGUUCUUCAGUUGGUGGUACUGAUUAAAGGCUGUAUGCAAGUUAUGUUUAUUAUGGUAUUGUGGAAUAAUGUGUGUAAAUAAUAUUACUUGAACCAAAACUUUUUUGAGCUGACACACAUACAUGGAUUAUUUUGUCAAUGACCAGUACAGUACUGUAUAGCAGAAUUCCUUGGGCUACACUGAAUGCAAAUAAACUAGUUCUGUGGGGCAUUGUGUACAACUAGAAAUGUCUGUGGGACACUUCAGCUGUCUUAUGACAGGCCUCUUCCAAGAAACAACAGCAUGGUUAAGAGGGUGUUUACAUACUGUUCAAAUAUUCCCCCUUUUUAUUUCUUCAGCGACAGAAGAGUGGCUUGCUUGGCCCCUUUGGCCAGCUUCUUGUGUGUUGAUAAUUGAGAUAAAAUAUACAGGAGAAAUGUUAGGGAGAAACAUUUUGCAGAAAGUUAUAAAAAGGGGGAGUUGGCUUGUGUUUGGAUUUUAAAUUACUUACUGUAUGGGUACCAGAGAUUAACUCUGGAUUUGGCCUCCACGAGGAUUCUAUCAACAUGGAAUGUGCAAGAGAAACCCAUUAUCUCAAUGUGAGGCCUCUUUUAUUGAUGUUCUUGUAGUCGUAUUAAAUUACUUAGCUGUCAGUUCAGUUAACCUCUGCAUGAGUCAUAAAAGGCGUUACAUUGAAGUAGUGCUUGUAAUAACAAUACAGAACAUAUCAGCAGCUUAAUAUUGGUGAAGUAGGUAUCAAGUUUUCAAACUGUGCUGUUAAUGCAUGGUGGAGGCUCUUGCUUGUAUUGCUCUUACUUUUUAAAAUUGUCCAGGAGAACAGAUUGUUUCCUUGCUCCAGCACCAGUUCAAGAACUGCUUCUAGGUACUUCUAUAUAGUAAGCUAAUGUAUAUUGGGAUGGAUCAGGAAUGUGGUGCAGCUAGGACCUUCAAAAAGUGAAUAGUAGUCUUUAACUUGGGAAUUGGUAUGAAACAGCCCAAGGCCUUGGUCCUGCUGGGAAUAUUGCUAGAUUAUGUGACUUGGUAAGUGCUAUUGGAUGUUCUCUUUAAAUUACAUGUUUCUAGCACGUCUCCAAUCAAAGUUUUCAAAAGCUACAUUUGGAGAUGCUGUAAUUUGGUGCCUCUGUAUUUUAGUUCUCCUUUUUAUUCCAGAAAUAAUUCAUAAUUAUUUGGUGCCUGUGUAGUAUAUAAGUUGCUGGGACAGAGCAACUGGAGCUCACCACCAUCGUGCUGAUUCGAACCGCCAACUUUACGAUUGGCAAGGCCAAGAGGCCCAGUGGUUUAGACCACAGUGCCACCUGCAUCCCUAUGACUCAGCCCUUGCCAGCCUAGCAGUUCGAAAGCACACCAGUGCAAGUAUAUAAAUAGGUACCACUGCAGCGGGGAGGUAAACGACGUUUCCGUGCGUUCUGGUUUCUGUCACGGUGUCCUGUUGCACCAGAAGCAAUUAAGUCAUGCUGGCCACAUGACCUGGAAAGCUGUCCGUGGACAAACGCCGGCUCCCUCGGCCUGAAGUCGCCUGUGACUGGACUUAGCCGUCCAGGGGUCCUUUACUGUAUCUAGUAUAAAAGUAAGAGUUCCAAAUUGCUAAUAUAGAAAAUAUUCUGGCAAUAUUGUACAUCCAGAAAAGCAGACUGUUUUUUAAGCUGCAGAGCUGUCACAAUAUAUAGAAUCCGUUCUCCAUGUCGACUCAGAAACUAAUAAGCAAUGAAUGUGAACUGCUAGAUGAUGCCAUAUUAAUAGAAUAUAUACUGUAGUUACCAUUUUGAGUUUAUUUUAGUAAAUACUUAAUGCAUUUCAGAUGACAAAAUCCUCAGAUGUGUUUUAAUAACUGGCAUAAAUUAAACUGGUAAAAAUGAAACCUUAGAUCUUUUAAUCCUGUUAAAUCCAAACAUUCACUAGACUUCUAAAAACAUAACUAGCUGAUUACUAUACUUUUGGCUCUUGAGAAAUAUGUUGCCACUCUUGAAAGAAUACAUCACUGGGAAAGCUUGUUUAAGCCUCCUACAUGUUUGGCAGAUACCCGGUGCAAAUAUUACCAGACUGGUUAGAAAAGGGAUAGAUAACUGACCAGUGUGAACUGUGCAGGCUGUAGUCCAGCACUCUAAUGAAUAGCUGCAAUUGUGAAGUCUCCACAGCAGCCGCUGGAUUGUUGAAAACCUGAUUGUAAGGAUUUCUUCAUAGAGUAUCUCUCUCUGUUCUAUGAAAAAGCUUACUUGUAUAGCGUGCUAAUUGUUGCUGAUAAAGUAUUAUAAAUGGUAAAACUGAGCUCUUGAGGCCUCUUUCAUAAUAGAACAAAACCUUGCAUUAGCAUCAACAUUGAUAAGGGUCUCUUUAUGCAUUGCUCUUAUAUGCUUUACUUGAAGGGAGGGGGAAUAAAAGGAUUAUGCAAAUUGAAAACAGUAGGUACUGCUCAUAUCCUGCUGUUACUGAAUUUCAUCCUUUAAAGUUGUGUUCUUGAGCAUGCUCAGAACAGCUACAGGCUUUUCAUAAUUUCAGCCUCUAAAAUAGCAGUUUGCCAUGUUGAAGUGAUUUGUGGAUGUGGACCAGAAACAAAUGCAAGUGGGAAUCCUGCAUAGGCCCGAAGCAUUCCCACAAGAUGCAGUGCUGCUUCAUUCUUCUUUCACAUCUAAAAGUAUAGAUGUAAAAUAGAAACAAAGGUAAUAAAAUCUGUAGUGGGUGACAAAUUCUUAAUUUUACUAUGUAAAUUCAGCUCUAUAGCAGUUAAUGACUGCUUCCUUUAAAAUCACCUUCUGAUCCGUGAGUGCAAUUAUUAUGAAUGCACACUGUGAGCAAUGCAAUCCUUUAAAAGUCUCACUAUUAAAAUGGGUGGUCUGAAAUAUUGGUAUCAGAGGUUCUAGUUCUCAGUUCUGGGGCCUAUGUGGAGGGAGUGAUUGAAGGGAGUGCAAUGGAAUCAAAUAGAAGGGUGCAGAAUGCUUGCAAGCGUUGAAGUAAUCUGGUAUAAAAUAAAAGUUUAAAUUAUUAUAUUCUUAUCUUGUAAUGCCAACUUUCUAGAAGCUUUUCCCCUUUUCUAUUUCACAGACUUUAGUGGGCUAAUUCUGCAUUGAAAUGAAAACUGCAAGCAGCAAAACAAGGGAAGUCUUGUAGUAUUAUGGUUCCUUUGCUAAAGCUGUGUCAGUUUUCUUUUUGGCAGGGAGAAAUAUUAUCUUCAGGUUAUUAGAAUAACAUCAUCUUGUGCAGCUCAGAUGCACACAUUGAGCCUUUUAUUUUAAGAACAUCUAAUAACAUUUAGUACCAGUGCCACAACUAUGUAGCUAUUUUCUCCCAGCCAUCUAUGUCCUAACAAUAACUAGUGUUUCAAUAUCAGACAAUAGUUAAGACUGUUCUCAGUUUUUUUUUGAGCAAGGGAAUAUUGCUGUAUAUUUCAAAUACUUUAUUUGACUUGGCAGACCAAUUUUUCUAUCUAUAUUCAUUUUAAAAAUGGAUCUUGGGUGUCAACAUGCAUACUUUAAAUGAAGCAGGAUCUCUUGAAGCAGCAUUUUAAAAACUAGUUUCAGGGAAAGCUUUUCUGUUAACUGCUGAGAGCCUACUGCAUGUUUGCUAUGAAACCAGAGUACAUUGUAAAAAAAUAAUCUGGGGCAUAUUUUACAGCUCCUAGUUGGUUUUUGUGAGGCGUGAGGCAGGCCUUGUUAUGCCUUGUUGCUGCCCCACUUGGGUUGAGCGUGACCUAGUAAGGAGGCAGCAGUCUGGCAGCUGCACAUUGCAGUGGAAGGUUAGCAAUAUUGAUGGGCCAUUAUAUUAUAGCUAUAUUUCAAAGCUACUGCUGCUCUUGAAGCAUUUUUGAAAAGCUUCCGAGCCAACUCCAGGGUCCCCCCCAAAACAGUUUGAGUAUCAGUGGCUUAGUGCUGACCAACACGAGAGCUGUUGUACUUGUGACUAGGAGUGUUAUUCACACACUAAGGUGUUGUGUAUGCCUUCCGGAGUGGAACAUUUGGAAAACCAGUCUAGUUUAUGAAAGGCAAGCUAGAACACAAAAGUGUUUGCAGAAAAUGCAGAGCCAUAUAAACAGCUGAAGGAGGAAAUGAAACAGUAACAGCAGCAAAAAGAAAUAGGCCUGCUUUCAGACCUUAUUCUGUGUGAUUAGUUAGCAGCAAAAAAGGUCCCCAAGACAUCCAGGUUUGCUGAAUAAAUGCUUUGUGGGUGGGUUUGAGCCUGUAUGCCUUGGCAGGUAGGCAGUUUGUGUGGAUUGCAUUUAUAACCAUUCUGUUGUUGAUGUGAAUAAAUCAAAAUACUGGGGCAGUGUGAAUAAAUCAAAAUACUGGGGCAUGCUUAACAUGGGGCAGGUCCCAUUAGAUGCCAUGGGAUUUUGCUAUACAGGAGGUUAAAGAGCUGUAUAGCAGAAUGGCUUCAACCCUUUAUUAGAACCCUUCCCUCAAAUUGCUGUUGUAUGCUUUUCAUGUGUCUCUUUGAUUUAUGCCAAAGAGCAUCAUCACCAAAUAGAUACAAGUGAGACUUGCAACAAAAGAUUGCAAUGAUUCAUUACUUCACAAUAGGAGUCUGCAGUGUCUGUCUCCGGCAGGCCUUUAAGACAUGUCCUAAGCUUGUGAGGAUAUUGUACUUAGGAGCAAGUCACAAGUAAAGACUAAUUUCACAUUUUCUAGGCCUCCUGUCCCCCUAGUACUAUUAACAAACUAGUAAUUGGUAUUUUACUUUACCCUCUCUAGAUCCUUUGACCUUUUCCUUAAUAGAUGGGUACCACUUAUACAUGUAUGUUCUAGAAUGUUAGUAAAGCCAGUAGCCUGCUGUGUGUCCUGUCUCUUUGGGAGUUGGCAGCAAUUCUACAAUAUUCUGUACUGGCCAAUUCUUGGGGGGCACACUACAUCUGUGGGGUUGUAGGAAAGGCCUGAGGCCAUGCCAUGUGCUCGUAUCAGUCAUGUGUGAAAUCAGUUUUAGAGGAGCCAGUAGUAUUUUAAAAUCUGUGUGACCGGUAGCUGAUUUCAAGGUUUUGGCCUACAUGUCUUUAUGUUUCACUGAUUUCAGAUGAAGCGCUUCUUAAAGUUCCAUCUGUAAGUGUGUUAAGUAUCCACAAAGGAGAGGGCCUUCUUGGUGGUGACACCCUGGCUUUGGGUGGCUUUGGGAUAUAAGACCAACAUUAAUAGCUUUCCAGUGCCAGGUUAAGACUGUUUAUUUUACCAGACUUGUAAUAUUUAUUGCAUUGUUUUAGUAGCUGGUUGAAUGACUAUUAUUUUAUAUUCCACUAGGUUUUAAUUUUUAUUGUUUUUAACAUUGUAUUAAUACUUAUAUUUUGUGUACACCACCUUGAAAUCUAUGUGUAGUUGAAGUUAUGGUUAGACUUUGUCAAAACCAAAUAAUUCUGCAAAUUCAGGUUCCCCCAAGCAUGCUGAUACCCUCCCUAUUAUUUCUCUGUGGCCAAUUCAGCGGGUGCUCACCACCUGAGUUUGCUAUUAAAGGGAGCAAUAUGUGUUCUCUCCCACCCACCCCAUUGGGAAGGGAAAAAAAGGUCAGACCUGAAAAGUCUCCUCCAGACUAACAAAGCAGCUAUUGCAGCAGACAUGUAGAAAAAGGUGAUUGUAUUUCUGUUUGGUUUAGAUAUUAUUUUUACCUAAGCCACCCUGAGGGCUCAUGUCAGGUAACUAGUUCCUUUUUGAAAGCCUCAAGACCAAAUGUUUACUUUUGCCACCCUUCUGCAGGUUUAGCUCCUGCUACCACAAUACAGCCCAAAGAAGGGAGAUCCAGGCCCUGGUUUUCCCAAGUCUUAUAGGUACAGAAAUCUCAUAACUUGAGGCAGCAACCAAUUAGGAUUUCCAUGCCCUCCCCUCAGUUGGAGAGAAAUAAUUAGGACCUCUUCAGGAGUUCUAUUACCAAAUUAUUUAUGACUUCAAAAGUCAAAACCAGGACCUUGGGUUCUGUGCCAUAAACGUUCUUGCCACGUGAACUUAAUGUUCAGGCACAUUAUAGCUUAUUGAGGGACUCUUAUAUUAUUAGGCCUUCUAAACCAGUAGCUCACUGUCCUUCUUAUUCUAUGAAACACAGCUUAGACAACAACAGUAUCAGGCAAUGGAAAGUAUUUUGGCAUGGGAAUUUAAAAAGUAAAAUAGAACAAAAACUGGUGUGUUAGUGAGAUUGAUGAGAGAACACUUAAUUUAGUGUAGUAAUACCAUCUCUACUUGAAGUGUUCUGCUGACUGCUUACGGAAGUGCAACAAGAAGGAAUAUGCAUAGGUUUUUGUUCCUCUGAUAAAUAUUGGGUGUGAAACCAAAAGCACAAAUAGAAUACAAAUAUGAAUAGCCCUUUUCAUUUUAAAUUGAGAAUGCACACUGAAACACCAUUUUAAGUUUCUAUGAAAAAGCAGUGAGAUACAGGUUAUCUGGAUAGAAACUAAACUUAGUUUGUACUCAUACUCGGUUUAGCCAUUUCCCAUGAAUCCCGUGAUUUUUCUGCUGGAAGGUUAAAUGGUCUCUUCCUCUGCUAUUUUGGUGAGUAGUUCCCCAGCAUUUUCAGUAAUCACUGUUAGUAGAAAUAUUUAUGGGGUAAAUCCCCCUCCCCAAAUCAAGAGAUGACAACUAUGAACAUCUGGCUUCUUGAGUUAUGCUUUCAUAAAAACAAUAGAACAGUCAGCCAGCUGGAAAAGAGACUGCUUUUCCUGAUUACAGACACUGGUUGCAGGAAAUGAGACAUGGACAGAGUACUCACUAUCCACCCAUAAUUAGACUGUAGGAUGCUUUGAGCAUUUUUUGAAAGAAUAAAGGCAUAGAAUUCAGAGUGUCAGUGGAAAAACAGAUGGAUAUGAAUGUCUUUGUUCAGAUGUAACACUAAACUAUGGUUUAGCACAGCAGUGUGGAGUUUCUUGCCCAAAGGCCUAGUUUGGCUCGGUAGGAGCCCAGCUUGGGUCCAUGAAGCCUUUCCCCCCAGCUAUGCCAUCAACUGUGGGGCUGUACGGGAACAAUCAGGAAUCUUAAAAUUGUUCUUUGCCAAGUGGGACAUGUAGUCAGUGCCUAUUGAACUAGGUAACAGUUGCAAGCCCUGCUGGGAUCUUUCUUCACUCAGGAGCUCCCAGCCGGACCCAGUCCCUGCCAAAACGGUGCUUGAAGUUAGUGCAGAUUGGGGCUUGAACCCCUUCCUGGGAUCUUCCUUUACAUCAUGGCUUGAACUCAAGGUGCUUGAUGGAAACAUGAGGUUGAUUAACUUGCAUUUUUCAGCUAUGUGCAUAGACAUUCAAUUAGUAUUUAUACAUAAUGAGUACCAACAGAAUUUAAAGAUAAUACUGCUAUUACAGUGUCAGAAAAAACCAUUAGAAAGGCAUAAUUGAAAAUCUGGUUCUGUAUUAUAAUGUUAACCAAGGGUUUUGUGUUGAUGUUGAUUGACUCUGAUUUUCUGUAAGCUUUAAUAGUCACCCAGGAGGUUUGGAACAUAAGGCAUCCAACUUUCAAGUAUGUUAUUUUAUGGAAAAUGCUAUAAUAUUGCCCUCUUCUCCAAACCCAGAUGGCCUAUAUUUGGAAAUAUACAUUAUAGAGUAUAGUGAGCUGCUCAUAUACAGUGGACCCUCUGGAUAUGGAUUUAAUUCAUUCUGGGGGGGUCCGUGCGCAUACCAAAAAAUCCGUAACCAGAGGCGCAGCUUCUGCGCACACACACAGUGCAAUAGAACACUUCCGUGCAUGCGCACAGAGCACUUCUGCGCAUGUGCGAGUGGCGAAACCCAGAAAAAUACUUCCAGGUUUGCCGCUUUCACAAUAUGAAGAUAACAUAUCCAGAGAGGUACGUAACCCGAGGGUCCACUGUACUGCCUUUCUGCCAAGGCACCCCAAAAUGUGUUUUACAAGUUAAAACUCUAGAUCAAAAUAAGGUACGAUAAAAAGAGCAAAACAAUAACCUUAUUAGUAAAACUGUUAAAAAGUCAUUUAAAAAAGUCAAAUAAUAAAUAAAAUCAGCAAUAAGCUAAGCACAGUAAACAUACUACAUAUCUGGGUAGGCAUUGUAUGCGAAAAAGAUGGCAGCCAACAAGUCUCAUGUGUUGUUAAAACUUCCACAGUAGCUAAGGUUUUUUCUUUCCCAAACUUAGCAUAGUAAAAGCAUACUUUUGUCCUGAACGUAAGUUUCCAGGUAUGUUGCUAAUUCAGCUAUCUAAUGAAGGAGUCAAAGAAUUGCUUUCUAUUCUCUCCAACCAGCAGUUCAAUACAUCCACAGCUUACCCCCACGUAUGAUCUAAAAAAUAAUUAUAUGUAGAACAGAUAAUAUUUAAACAGUACCUGGAGUACUUUCCUUGAGUGCUUGGUGAACAUAUUAACCCCACUCCCACUGUUUCUAAUCUCUUCACAACUUGCUCUUCAGUUCAUUAUAGUUCAUUAAUAGAAAAGUGUGAAUGAACACCAGUGGUAUUGCUUACUUUCAUAAUUUGGAUUCAAAGAAACUAGUCAUAUUUAAGGUAGAAUGUCACAUCAACCGGUAGUCUUAUCAAUAUGAUGCCUCAAUUACCAUCUCCACAAAUGGCUAUUUGCUUUAUGCAUGACACUUUGUAGUUCAGCAUGGGCUGAACAUAUCAUAUAAGAAGGCAGCAGCCAGUGUUUUGACUGGCAGAGACUGAUAAUCCUUCUUUGAAUACGAUCUGCAUCACAGGGGAAACUUACAUGUACAAGGGAGAGGUCUUUCCCCAUUGUGGUACCCAAGCUAUGGGAUUCCCUUCCCAGGCAGGUGUAUGCCUGUUUGCUAUCUUUUAGACUCCAAGCAAAAUCCUUUUUUUAUUUACUCAGGCAUUUUGAAAUGUUGAAACAACUAAAUUAAUUUAAAACUUUAAAAAUCUUGACUAUUAUCCAUUGCUUUCUUUGUAUUGUUUUUCUUGUUUUUAAUUUAAAACCCCUUUAAAUCAUAGGUACAAAGUGUUUAUAUUAAAUGUGAUCUAUCCAGAGAGGUAGCGAUAGAUCGAAAGUGCUAGCCACUCAAGGCAUUCAGAGGAAAAUGAAAAGAGAAAAAGCACAGAGGUGGGGAGGAGACGUAUAAAACAAGGAAAUGGUGUGAAAAGAGGAGACUGAAGCAGGUAAGUUGGUCCAAAGAUGGGGAAGGCAAGAAGAAAUGGAAAACAAAGCUGGCUUUAGUCCCAACCGGUUGAACAUUGACAGUAUUGUUUUCUUUUUUUAAAGGAUUGUCAGUAGCAGGUAGCCAGCUGUUCAGGGGCAUACUUGCACUGCUUUCUGGCUUGUAUUCUGAAUAAGUUUUUACUAAAACUGUAUUAGGAACGUGGUAUGCUACACCUGUUUUCUAGAAUAAUUUAAAAAGUAAAUAUGCCAUUGACCAGGCCCUUCCUUUAGCUUAAUUGCUAGUGCAAUAUACCGUAUUUUUUGCACCAUAACACUCACUUUUUUCCUCCUAGAAAGUAAGGGGAAAUGUCUGUGCAUGUUAUAGAGGGAAUGCCUACGGGUGGCAUGCCUACGGAUUUUCCUCCUCUAAAAACUACGUGCGUGUUAUGGUCUGGUGCGUGUUAUAGAGCGAAAAAUACGGUACUUCAGCUGCCUCUUUCAUAUUCUAAAACUGCCAGCCUUGAAGCACUAAAUACUGUAUCUUGUUAAAAAUGCAGGCCUUACAUUUUGAAAAGAUAAUAUUAGGAUCCAGGGUCAAAAUAUUAUUAAAAAUGUAUAACUUACUACUUGAGUGGGAUACAAUGGAGGAAAUGGUUAAAUCUUCAAUGAUAAAUUGGGCCAGGGACGUGGGACACAAUAUUGAUUUUGCACUAUGGGAGCAGCUGGGCAAAGUAAAUAUAAAGUUUACAGCAUGCUAAACACUAAGAGAAACAUUUAUUAAGAAGCUACAUAGGUGGUACUUGAAACCAAAUAGACUAGUAAAAAUGUCAAAAUCAACAAAGGGCAAUUGCUGGAAAUGUAAGACAGUAGAGGGAUCCUUUUACCACAUGUGGACAUGUAAUAUAAUUAAAAACUACUGGGAAAUGAUCCAUAAUGAACUAAAAAAUUUUUUAAAAAUUCCUCUGAAAACCUAGAAGCAUUGACAAAAAAAGAGAGAAACUUGUUCCUCUAUGCAACAACAGCUGCAGCAUAAUAUGUGUUUGCAUAUUUUGAUCAAAGUGAUCCAAAAUGCUACCUGAGCUAUAUUCAAGGUUUGAGCAUGCAGUGGCGUUUCCAACUUAAAAUAUGGAGCAACCUGUAGUUUGGGUUGAAAUUUUUUCCACUUCUAGAAAUGCAUCUGUCCAGAAAAAAAUUCAAUAUCAAAAUGAAUGAACAUUGUGCAUCAUAAAAUUGGACAAAUGACAUAAUACUAAGCAAAUCUUAAAGUCAAAUUUUUUUCAAGUGACUAUCCCUAUGAUUUUUUCACACAGCUUUUCAGUAGUGCUAAAGUUUUCAGUGCUUUUAUAUUUUCUCUUACUCCUAAAUUAAGUUUAGAUUCCAAAAUGAGGUGUAUGCUAUUAAGGCUCCAUUCCUUAAAAUCUGUACAAGUUGUUUUUUAAAAGAAAAAUCAAGUAAACAUUUGUUUGAAUGUGAUGUUUAAACUGCUUUAUCAAUCUUCUCCCUGAAAAAUUUCUAUUCAACUAUUUCUGGAAAAACUCAUUUAUGCUGCACAUAAAAUUUGCAUGGCAUUCUUUUCCUUUUACAAGAUCAAACACGUUGAUCUUUGUGGCAGUAGAAGAAGUUCCCUUUCAGAAUUUUCUGGAGCAACCAAAUAAUUGCAUAAAUGUGUGCCAUAUUGCAAACUGUUUUUGUAAGUUUAUUUGGGCUCCAAAAGCAGUUUACUACAUUUCUUGGAGAGCUCCUGUCCAAAAGCUUAAUGUCAGGAGGGCUUUGGGCUUGUACAGCUGCUUGUACAUUUCUCUGAAUUCCAACCAUUCUGAAAUGCUCUUUAGAGGCAACCCUAAUUUAGUUUCUGUGGUUAAUAUUUUGCUUUUGGAUUACUUUAUUAGGAUAACAGCCCUUCACCUUUCAUACAUAAUAAAAAUAAUCACAUAUGCGUAGCUGAAGAAAAAUUGGCAGUUGUAGCUGGUGUCAAGAAAACAAAAGUUUUAUUUUCUGCUUCUGCUGUUAGUUGGCAGGAAUUUUGGAAUGAAUCUGAAUGUGGAUAGUGGACUAGCUGAAUUAUUAGUAACUCAUGAAAACGAUUGUCAAUUUUGUAGACUAAGAAUCAAAAGUUCAGUAACUGAAAAUUAAUGUUGAGUAAUUCUUGAUAUACAUUUAGACAUUUCUGCUCACUUUUGUGCUAACUGAACAUUGUACACUCUCUCUUAUCCCCAACUCUACAUACCAUCCCUUCUGCACCCAAGCUUCAUAAAAUAUUGGGGGAAGUGGUUAACAACUAUUUUGUUACAAGCUAGUUCUACCUGAGAAAAUGUCAGUCUUGUUACAGACGUGACACGAGAGAUUAUUUUUGGUUUAUUUCAGGAGCUAUAGGUUUGCUUUCUAUAUUUGGAUUUGCCUUGUAGCAUGAUUACAUUGAAGCUUUAACCAUGUGUAUGUGUGAAUUUCGUAGUUGACUCUCUCCCAAGCUAUUGCUAAGUUGUUGCAUUAGUGGAAGCAAGCACAUCAAGCCCUGCUAGCAUAAGCUCCCCAAGAUCUGCUUUUUUGGGGAGGGGGGUCUGAAGAAUCCCCCCAAACAGCAUUCAGGGGGAGGAGAGGGGAUAUUGUGCCACCUGGCAAGCUGAUAUAACAGUCACCUUUGUAUGAUAUUUAAUCCCACUUCUAAUGUUCAAUUUUGAGACAACAACUGCAUUUUUAUAUAUACCAUGCAUUAGAGUUAUGAAAAUAAGUCUCAGUGGACUUGCAUGCACCCUUCCCUCUCCUCUCUCAAUAUGGCUGCAAGAAAAGGAGCUCAGUACUAUCAUUUUAGUUUAAUUACAGUAUGCUGUGCCACCCAAUGCCUAAACUGUGGUUGAUAUUAACUGUGGCUAGUGGAAACAAGAUAGCUUCAUAAAAUCUGGUGUGAAAUUGACUCGCUUCCUCUAACCAUAGUUACAGUGAGCAUCUGUUUGUGUUGACACUGUAGUUAAUUUUAAACAGAAGCAAGUGCUUUUGAACUUUCACAGUCACUUGUUCUCAUAAUGCUAUUACAGUUGCCUCCCCACUUAUGCAGAGGUUAUGUUCGUGAGUGCCACUUGUAUAGGUGAAACCACGUACAGUGGGAAACACAAAAUAAAAAAGCCAGACUCUGCCACAAAUCUGCAAAAUUCCACCAUACUUGCUCCCUCCAAACCUCCUUUCUCAAACUCCAACUCUCCACAGGCCUCAAAGGUUGGUGCAAAGGAUCCUGGGAUUGCUGGCCAUCUUCCCACUUUUGGGGGCCAUUUUUGCCCUUUUAAUGCCUUUUUGCAGUUUAAAUCAGUUUAUUUAAUUAUUUCCUGGCGCUGCUCAAAUAUGCAGUCACACUUAAGUUGAAUGUGUGUUAAGUGGGUGUAGCCGUUCCCCUUCAUGGGGAGACGUUUGUAUAUGACUUUGUCUGAAACAGCCCACUGAAAAUUGGGAUAUGGUGAAAAGGUUACCUUGUUGAAUUCAGGUGUAUCAAAAGUUGUGAGUAUUUUGUAGGCUUUAUGUCAAGAUUAGAGAGGUUCUUUAUGGAACACUGAAGCUCAGAUGAAGAAUUUCUUGGCUUGACUCUUUUAGAAAGAUGGUUACACAGUAUACCUGACUUCUAGGGUCUCCUUUCUCUUGCUAUUUUGUGAAAUGACUUGUGAAAUGUCCAAGUGUGUCUUGCCGUUUAAGACUAUAAAUAUUCUUGGUCAAAAAUAUUUGACCAAUGUGACAGACUUGUUUGUUUCCAAAUGAGCAAAUAUGAAUCCUUCAGUUUAUGGUUUCGUAUUUCACUGCUUGAAUUUCCAUUGUGUAUGUCAUCUUAACCUUAUAAAUUAAAAGUUGUAAAAAGACAUGCUUAUAAGAAAACAUAUUAGGAGGAGAACCUGCUGUUUGUGAGCUAGAGUAUGUUAUAUGUGAAAGCUAGAAGGGAGUCACCAUGUAUGGAGGUUGUAUCUUCUUAAACAUUAGAUGCUAGGUAAAAACAGGAAAUGCUAUCACUGUGUCCUGCUUGUGAGUGCCCACAGGCACCUAGCUAGCCACAUUUGGAAAUGGGCUUGCUGGCUGAUCCAGCAAGGCAGUUCUUUUCCUAUCUAUGGAACUUAUAUUUUUACACACUUUCUGCUACAUGUGUUAGUGAACUCUCUAUUUUGUACUACUCUAUACUCUACAAGCUGUUGCAGAUCUUUGUGUGGGGAGCUCUACAUGUUGAAACCUAAAAACUUAAUAUUUUCCUUCAAGCAAAUUGUUAUCUGUUCUCAAUCUUGUUUCAUUUCCUGGCUUUCAUAGGAAUCCUUCAGCUACUUUCUACCAAGUGUUCCAUUCGAACAAGUUACGGGAAUCAAAGAACCUCUGGGAUAGGUAUGAAUACUUAAGUAUGGAAAAAAAGCAUACAUGCUGAAGUAUGCAUGAAUGGCUUUGCACUGUGCAGGUUUCUCGUCAUCAAGUAGUAUGUUCACUUCAACAUACCUAUUCUGCCUACGUCCUUCACUUAGCUGCUGUGACUUGACUAGAGCAGCCACAGUUUUCAAAAAUGUCAGUCAAAUGGUUAUUCGCUUCUGGGCCAUGUGGAUUCUGGCCCUGUUCCAUGCAUCACGUUCUUCUUCUUCUGUAGUUGGCAGAAUAGUAGUAAUUUGUUUGUUAAAUUUGUAUGCUACCCAGUAAAAAGAAUGGCAUACAAUAAAUAAGUAUAAAAAUUAUUUAACUGCAAGAUAAAACGUAAAAGCAAAAGUAGCUUAAAACACAAUUUGAAAAUAAAACUUGCUGCAACCCCAAAGUUAAAAUGCAGAUUUAAAAUUUGAAAGGACCAGUAUGAAUAGAAGACCAGGAUGAAUAGAAAAGUCUUUACCCAGCACCAAAAAGCCUAAGAAAUGUUGUUGAUCAGCAGCACCAACCUGGCUUUUGAAGACUAUCAAUGGAAAGUAUUUUUGGAAACUGGUCACUUAAAUUGCAGAAUGAAAACGCAGCAUAUGUGGGGAAUACUUUGAUAGAAAACCAUUACAAUUGUGCAGCUAUAAAUUGGAAUAUAGAUAGGGAAAACCUUUGUAAGGAUUUGGGCAAAGCUAGACAUGUGGCGAGAAACUGCAACAAAUUCCAACUUGGAGGACAUCACUUGUAAAAGUUGCAUUACUAAUUCAACAUCUGCAGUUUGGCGUUCUCACAAUAUUAAUAUUAUAGAUAGAAAGCUUGGUGGCUUUUCUGGCUUACAGCAAGUUUUCUACUGCUAUAGCUUUCUAUAGUGUGUUCAGACAUUUGUAUUUGAACAUGAAGCACCAUCAUUUGUUUGCAUUUGCCUUACUGAAGCAAAGAAAACAUAAUGGCUUCUCUAAAGCUUGCUUUUUCACAUGCUUGCUCACUUCAGAAGGAACGCAUUCUAGUUUGAAGAAUUACAGGAUUUAAAAUCACAAUAGUAGUCUGAAAUGCUGUCAUCAUCUGAAUUAAGAAUAGAAGAUCUCUUAACAUUUAAGGGUUUAAGUGCUGCAUCUAAACAUGUCACUUAAAGAGGGGAUUCAGGAACAGCAAGAGUUCAUUUCUGUAUAUCUUUUCUAACUCUAUAACAUAUCUAGAGUUAUGGAGUUUGGUUCGGUGGGGCGGGGGUGUUUGGACAGGGGAACCCGCAAUGUGUAGUGUGUUGUUGUUGGGGGAUUGAAAUUAAGAUUAGUGAAAAUAGCCUUUUCUAGCAGGAGCCUCUGCUGAAAUUCCACAAAUAGAAAGAGCCUCUCUGUUUGUAAAAGAGCAGCUUUGAAUUCAGCCUGUAGACUUUUGGUUAAGUUUACCAGUUUAACUAGAAAAUGUUUGGUAUUUCAGUAGUAUUGGAGUUUCAAAUAUAUGAAUAUUUUAUGUUAAGGAAUAUUUAAAAAAACACCCUGCAUUUAAUUCAAUGUAGCCAUGAUCCCAACAUUUCCAACGUUUAGGUGUGAGUGAUGCUGCUUAUUUAUCCAAAAUGGCACCACCCAUGCCUACCCAAGAGAGAGAAAGAGAGAGAUCAGCAGGCUCAGGAAAACACAAGGUUUGCAGAAGUACAGAAAAAAUCUGGUGAGGAAAAAAAAUAAAGUGAGAGGGUCCUCAAAACAGGCUAGUAAGGACUGACCCCUCCUUAGUGCUGAUGGGACAGGGAAUGCAAUGGUAUAUCCUGCAGGAGGGAAGGACUGGCCUAACUGGAAAAGUAAAUCUGUGACACUUUUGCAGUAUUAUUUUCAAUACCUUUAGAUACCUGUUGACCAACAUUUAUAAGGAACUCUGGAGAGGGCUUUGCCUUGGAAGCAGAGUUUAGGUAUUUUCAUAACAAAGCUAUUUGUAGAUUCAAGUACACUUUUAUGAGUUUCUGCACAUUAUUGGCAAUCAAGAGCAUGUUCUACAGUUAUAAAGAAAAACAGGUUGCAUCCUAUGUUCAUUUCUAGUCAUUCAGUAACUUUUGCAGUGUAGGUAGAUUCCAACCUUGUAUCUUUUGCACAAAGAUGUUAUCAUGUAUGAAAGUUGCCCCAUUGGCCAAAUCUGUUCUUAGAGCAGUAUUGAGCAGAGCUCGGGAACAUGAAAACAGGAUGAUGUGUUUUGAUUGUUCACUUUACUGCCUUGCAUGACUUGGAAAGCAAUAACUGAAUGCAUGGCAGAACUGAGUGGUGUAUAAGCCUCAUAAUACUGAAACUGAAUGACUGCAAUCUGCCAAGGUUCUCAGUUGAUCUCUUAUUUUGUUUCAGUCAUCCAAGUUGAUCUCUUCUGGAAUAAAUGGAUAACUUUUCUACAUAAGUUUGAAUGUUAAGAGUGACCUAUACAUUUGGGAUAUAUUCAAACAAGCUUCUAUUUCACAAUAACAGCAGGGGACUAUUCAUAUAACAAAAAGCUUCUUACCUUGUAACUUCAACUGAAAAGAGGUCACUAGCAGUAGUUCGUAAAUUAAAACAGGCUACUGCUAGACAAUGCACUCUGUUAAAUCACUAAUGAAGGCAAGUUGCCACUGGAGGCAGGACCUGCAACACAAUAUUCUACAAUACAAUUUGUUCCCAGUUUGAGGCAAGCUAAUUCUUAAUUCAUCUGUGGUGGGCUAAAUGGGAGUUGCCCUAAAAACUUUCAGCUUGCCUUGAGGAGCUGUUUGGUUACAAGGUUGUUUCGCUCCAGAUUGGCCCCCUGGACAAUAAGAGAUGCCUGCAGGAAAACAGUUUCAUCACAUGCAAAAAUUCCCUGAAUUUUAGGGGGAAGGGUAUGAUGUUUGCUUUUCCACGCUUUAACAGUUCCUUUGCUGCUUGCCAGAAGUUUUGUAGCUGAAACAUUAUCACUACUUUCCUGAAGCUGUGGUGGUGUGCAGGGGCUAGAGUUGUCCAAUUCUUACAACUAUUCUGACAUUAUAGCAUGAUAGUAUUCUAGAAUCUCCCAAUUUCCACUAUUUUUAUGGAUGUCGAAAGCCACACAGCAUAGGGAACAGUAGAAACAGGCCAUCUUUGGUUUGGUAGAUUAGGUGGUAACUUUCGCAAUCUGGUCUCUGCCUAAUCGCAGACCUCUAUAAUAGAACUUUUUCUUUUAGCCUUCCUUUUGAAAAGAGAUUUACUGCGGUUGUAUUGAUGGUUUCCAUGAGGGUGUCAUUUGAAACUGCUGCUAGAGCUAUUUUUCAGGUCUUACAGGUCAGUGGAGUAGUACUGAACUUCUUUAAACAUGCAAAGUACAUUUUCAGUAAAAAUGAUUGUGCUGCAGUGCAAAGCUUGACGUGUUUAUACUUUUAGAUGGUCGGAGUCACAAAGCAAACUGCCUUGCAGCUACACUUACUCAAUGGAUAAGGUCUAUUCUCUUGUGUCUGGCAAUUUUCUGGGGAGUGUUUUGAAACCCACAAAAUUACGAAUAGUUAUUUGCAAGAGACUGAAACACCAUGUAGCAGAAUGAGCAUUUUUGAAGAAACCCGUGUUUUCUUUAGACUUUUUAUAUCAAUAUUUGCAAGAAUACCUGCGAUAGCUACAUAGUUCAAAUCUUUUUAAAAUUGAAGAUGAUGACUACCGAGGCGUCCUUUGGGAAGCCUCCAUGUUUUCUCCGGCUCGCCACUUGAACGCUUGUUGCUAGGUGCAUUAGUCUCAGGAGGCUUCCCCGUCUUAAAUAACUCAAAAUAGAUCGGGGAGGGGCAUAGAGUAGGUGAUUUGAAAACCGACUUCUUGAACAUUAUUUUUUUCAAGUUGUAUUAAAACCAAGUUUUUAAUUUGGUUACUGGCACUAAAAAUCAUGGAGGCUACUAGUGCAAUGGGGCAGCAGCUUUGGGCCAUUGACAGCCCUAUAUAGAGGCCCAAAAUAAGUUUAACUAAUUAAUAAAUUGAAAAUUAAUCACCACAUUGAUAUUAGUUAGAUUUUAUUAAUAAUCUGUCAGAAUCUUUGCCAAACUGCUUUUACAAAUGUAGUUUGGAAGACCAACUUAAAAUAGUUUGGAAGACCAACUUAAAGCAGCUCUCUGAAGACAGCUUUCUGAUUUUAGUUUGUCCCCAUAUUAAAUAAGGACGUUGCUGCCAUUCUUAGCUCCUGCAGGAACUUUCAACUACAAAAAGAAUGCAGCAAAUGGUGCUACUGAAGCUUCUGGAAUAGUCCGCAGUUACAAAAGGUACAGACUGAAGUCUUACAGGUACUGCGUUGUUGUACCUGUACCUGAUGUAGGGAUUUCUUAAACCAAAAUUGUUUUUGGUUUAAGAAAUCCCUACAUCAAUUACAAGCCUUGCAUUUGAGAUACUACAUGUAACUGAAAUGCAUUUGGGCUCAAUAGUAUUGUUUUGUAUGAAAAAUUACCAGUACACUUGCAUUCAGUUAUCGAAUUUCAAUCUAUUUUGUUUCAUGUGCAACUCUUUUGUUAACACAUUCUUAAUUAAAUCAAACAUUGAGAAGACAGUUGACUUAAAUUGUCAGCACACUGCAUACUUGCAUGUUGAAAACUCAGUUUUGUGAGUUGCCUAAGAUACCUGUCACUAAAGUAGCUUACUCUAGUGACUGUGGAGUGUCUUAUUAGGCAAUUAGUAUGGAAUUUAGUACACUUUUCCCAAAGUGAUAUUUUUGAUACUUAAUGCAUUUUUAUGCCACCCCUUUAACAAAGUGAUUUACAUGCAGUAGGGAAAACAUUACUAUUAUAAACUGCAGUUAAAGCAUUUUCAGUGGUGAAUGAUUCAUAUCAUCAUUUUUGCACUCUACUCUUGUCUAGUGAGGGACACUAUCUUCCCAGAAAUUGGAGUGCAUUGGUGUGGGCACUCAGGUCUAAGAGAAGUGUUUCUGGUAGCUGAUCAAAGCGGAAGGUGGCUAAUCUUUACUAGGCCAGCAUAAAGCAAAGUCCUCAUACUUCCUACAGAUAACGUCACAAAUGUUAAAACAAAUGUGUGCAUUUUGGUACGUGUGUGCAGAGUAAGCUGACUAGGUAUUGGAGGGGAACGGCAGCUGCUUGGGGUCAAGGAGGAGCACAACUGGAGCCCUCUUAAUCUCCCCCAGAGCCUGGGGUGAAAGGCAAAGCCUGUUCUCGCUCCGUUUUCUGCAUCCAGGUACAACUGGCUUGGUAUUCUUAACUUCCAGCAGCUGCUGCAGCAGAAAACUGGUGGGCAGCAAAUGGCUUCCUUCCCCCAGAGCUCAUGGACAAGGCUCUGUUUUCUGCACUGAAAAAUACGUUAUGCACUUAGGCAUAAGAAAAGCAUUAUUCCUCUGAAUUUGCAUAAUUCUGAGAUUUUUGCUGUUUUGCGUAAUGUAUUCCACCUUUACCAGUCACGGUGGAGAAAUAAUGCUGCAGUCCUGCUCCUACCGCUGUUUUUUUUUUAAGGCAUUUUUUCUUAUUUAUUCAAUUUAAAAAUAAAGAUAAUACAAUAAAUUGCUUAAAAAUGAAACACACAAAAUAUACAAUUUGGGGCUUCUGCCUUCACAAUCCCUGGGAACAAUGAGCAUUGUUUAUUGGAGGGUAAUAACAUGUCCACCUUUUUGUUGAUAAAAAUCAGGAUAUUGUCCUCUGCAUCUUAUGAUAUUUUCACAUGAAGCUGAAAAGUUACUAAGUAUUCCAAAUAGUAGCAUAUUUCACAGGGGGCAUUUGAAAAUCGUUUUCAUCAUUUAUAUAUAAAAUAAACUUUUGCGAGGUAGUUAAAAAUGAAUCUUUUUGUUUUGUUUUGUUUUGUUUUGUUUUGUUUUGUUUUGUUUUGUUUAUCCCCCAGUAUACCUUAAUUUGCCAGCAAUAGUUAUAGACCAGAUUUGACUGUAACCACAAAUCCUUAUUUAACCCUUCUAAAUAUUUCCAUUGUCUUAAAACAGCUAUCCUCACAGCUAACAAAAAAUAUAAUUUCAAUUCUUUAUCAGAUUCUUUAUCAAAAUCAUCUUCAUCUGGCAUAUUCUAUAUCCCCAAUAAUGCCAGUGAGGGAGUUGGUGUCAUUUCUUAUUUUGUUGUCAAAUUGAUUUCUAAGAAUACCAGCUUCUCCAAAGCUGCCACUGAAUGACACUCCCACCAUAAGUGGAAAUAGUCAGUGCUCUGAUUUGUAGGAUUUCAGGAGACAGUAGACACACACACUUUCAAGAAUAUAUUCACUCGGUAAAGCUAAAUACUUGCUUUGGAAAGCUGUGGGAGGAGAGAGCUGAAUUCAGUUCCUGCUAUCACUUUCUGCAGAAUUAUGACGCAUGCAGCCCUCCUCGUGACCUUCCUGUCACAUCAACUCUAACACAUUAGAGCAGCAUAGUAGUAUAAAGGUACAAAUGAUGAUAAAUAAUAUUUGAAAAACAGGUUCAUGGUGCUAUAAAAUUGGUACCAGUCCUGAGUAUAAUUUUUGAGCUUUACGGUUGGCGCUGUGGGUUAAACCACAGAGCCUAGGACUUGCCGAUCAGAAGGUCAGCGGUUCGAAUCCCUGCGACGGGGUGAGCUCCCGUUGCUCGGUCCCUGCUCCUGCCAACCUAGCAGUUCAAAAGCACGUCAAAGUGCAAGUAGAUUAAUAGGUACCGCUCCGGCGGGAAGGUAAACGGUGUUUCCGUGUGCUGCUCUGGUUCGCCAGAAGCGGCUUAGUCAUGCUGGCCACAUGACCCAGAAGCUGUACACCGGCUCCCUCGGCCAAUAAAGCGAGAUGAGCGCCGCAACCCCAGAGUCGGUCACGACUGGACCUAAUGGUCUGGGGCCCCUUUACCUUUAUCUGAUCCUAUAUCUUAUGGAAUGGUGGAAUAGGGUACAACUUCAGCAUCACAAGUUUAUAGUGGAGUACAAAUCAAAGCUAAAUAAUUCACUUUUAACUUACUUGUUAUUUAGGUUCAGAUUUUCCUCGCAAGAGCUGGAUAUAUAAAUGAAAUACAUUUGUCCAAUUUAGUAUUGCUUUGUCUUCUACGAAAAUGACUUCCGUAUAGGGCACUCCAUUCCAUUCCUCAACCAAACAAUUUUCCCGUUCCCCCUGCCAGCAGGUAGCCACAAUAUGUGACCAUUGAGCAUUGGUCUGUUUUGGAUCCAUUGCUUGAGAUCCCCCCCCCCUUUGUAUUUCCUCCCUUUUUUGUAUUUCUGCAAAUAUUCGGGUUCUACUGAAGUUGCUGGUGCCUAUAUCUUGUACAUAGAUGGUUUUAUGUCAGCUGGUCUAUAUGCUUGUUGACACUCUCAAAGAACAAAGUUUAGUGAGGCAAGGCUUAUCCUUGCAGAAGCCUUGCUUGUGCUGCUUCAGCAAGGUUUGUUGUUCUACAUGCCUGGUUAUUUUAUCUUUAACAAAACUUUCCACCUGUUUUCCUUGGACAGUUGUUAAGCUAACUAGCCUGUAAUUUCCAGGAUCCUCCCAGGUCUCUCUUUAAAAAAUAGGUGUUAACAUUGGGCACUUUGCAGUCCUCAAAUACAGGGACUGUUCUAAGUGACAAGUUAAAUGUGUUUAGUUUUUGUUUUGUUUUGUUUUUAAUCUCCAGUUUCACAUUUGAGUACUUUGAAAACUCUUGGUGACUGCCAUUUGGACCCUGUAAUUUGUCUUUUUAUUCUGUCUAUUAGAUCUAUCUAGAACUUCAUUUCUCAUUACCACUGUUUGCCUCAGUUUCUCACAUUCCCUUCCUAGUCAAGUUAGUUCAGGCAGGAAGAUCUAAAUAAUUCAUUUAGUUUCUCUGAAAUCUGCUCCUGCUUUACCACACCUCUGAGCCCCUUGUCAUUCAGGGUUCAACCACCACUGCUACUAAUGUUGUCUUUUAAUGUUGAUGGUUUUUAUGUUAUUAGCAACGUACCCCUCAAAUUCUUUUCUAAAGCAUCCCUUCUUGUCAGCUUGCAUUUCUUGUGCCAAAGUUUGCAUUCCUCUUUUGUUCUUUUUUGAAGGAAAUUACUGUUUCUAAUUGCAUUAUUGACUCUGCUAAUUAACCAUGCUGGCAUCUUCUUCAUCCCUGUGGUACCUUUCCUGAUCUCCAUUAGGGCUGGGCGAUAACUGGUUUUCAAUAUCGCAAUAUAUCGCCAGCUAAACAUCAUGAUAUAUCAGUAUAUCACGAUAUCUGAAAUAACGAAGGAACUACGCAGAGGCAAACAGGACAAUGUCCUGGCAACUGCUACUACUUAGGGGUCUAAAAUGGAUAAAUGACAAUAUUAUCAAUUACCGCACACUAAGUUUCAUCAGCAGGCAAGUCAAAAUGCAGCCCAUCAGGACUUUUGAUUUUGGGCUUGGCUACCCAAUGGUGGUAUUCAGGACAAUCCAAAGUACGGUGAUGAGUCAUAGUGAAUACAAAUAAUCUAGGACUGCCAGUUGCCCACAGGCCUGCUAGUAGGCAGAAGUGGCAGCAGGGGCACAAUAAUCAGCAGCCUGCAGCAGAAGCAUUGCCACGGCAGUGGGCGGCUGUGGCAGAAGCGGCAACAGCCUACGAGGCCUUGUGGUGGCGGCAGUAGUGGUGGCGUAUGAGGGCUUGUAGUGGUGGCAGGAGACAGUGGCAGAAGCAGAAGUGGCCUGCAAGGCCUCGCUGGAGCAGGCUGCCACAGCUUCAACCACCGCCUCCCACUACCGCAAGGAGGACUUGCAGGCCACAGCCACUUCUUGCCAUCACUGCGAGGUCUCGCAAGUCCCAUUGCUUGUGUCGCCACAAGGCCUCACAGGUUGCCACUACUAUUGCCAUCUCCCGUCGCUAGUGCAAGGCCUCACAGGAUGCUGCUACUGCUGCCAUCACCUCCUGUCAGUGAUGCGGCUCCCCGCAGGCCACCACUGCUGCUGCUGCCAAAUCCUGGCACCUCUGCGAGGCAUCUCAGGCCAGUGCUGUUACUGUUGCCACUUCCCAUCGCCACUGUGAGGCCUCGCAGUCCACUGCUACUCCCUGUCACUGCCUUGAGGCCUUGCAGGCCGCCACUUCUACUACCUCCACCUGCCGUCAUUGCAUGUCUCGCAGGCCGCUGCUGCUAUUGCCGCAGGCUGCCACCGCCACUCCCUGUCAUCACUCGCAGACCACCACUGUUUGUGCCACUGCUACUGCUGCUUCCUCCAGUUGCCACCACAAGGAUGUGCAGGCCGCCACUGAUUGUGCCACCACCACCAGGCUGUCGCCGCUACUGCUGACACGUAUCGUGGUCAUGUUUCGGCCACUGCUGCUUCUGCCUCCUAGCAGGCCAUUUUGACUUGCCUGCUGAUGAAACUGAGUGUGUGGUGACUGAUAAUAUUGUCAUUUAUCCAUUUUAGACCCCUAAGUAGUAGCAGUUGCCAGGAUGUUGUCCUGUUUGCGUAUGUAUAAUUCCAUCCUUAUUUUAGUCAUUGUGGUAGAUUGCAAUGUUUCGCUGGUAAUAUUGUGAUGUUUAGUUGGUGAUGUGAGGUUUAGCUGCUGAUAACAUUUGCAACGUUUAGCUGGUGAGUUACCACGAUGUUGAAACCCAGAUAUCGCUUAGCCCUUACACACAUUGUGAUUUGUGAUAUAUUGCCAGCUCAAAUAUUAUGAAACAGUUAUCACGAUGUGUACUUCAAACCGGUGUUGGACGAUAUAUCGAUAUAUCGCCCAGCCCUAAUCUCCAUAUGCGCUCCAGUUGAACUUCUAAUGCUGUGUUUCUAAAUGACUCCCAAGCAAUUUGGAAAGAUUCAAUCUUCUUGACUUUGCCUUCCUUUUUACCAAACACUUAUUUUGGGGAAGUUUCUUUUUUUGAAAUGUGACCAUGGCGGAUUUGGGGGACAAUUAGCUGUUUACAUGUGUAUUUAAUUUAAUAGCAAUAUGGUCACUUAUUCCCAGCUGAUUCAGUAACGUUUAUAUCUCAUACCAGGUUCUGGGCACCACCUAAGUCAAGGGUCACCAUCCUUCUGGUCAGUUCCUUGACCAACUGUUCUAAGGCACAAUCAUUUGGGAUAUCUAGAUAUAAAUACUUGUUUAUUUAGGUUGUUAUUAUUAUUUAUUAUGAAUUUAUUACCUCUGGUCUCAGGUUGCUUUAUACUUGUUUCUAAACUGGACUCUCCUUCCUUGGAGGUUUCUAAGCAGAGGUUGGAUGGCCACCUGUCAUUGAUGCUUUAGCUAAUUUUCCUGCAUUGCACAGGGUUGGACUAGACGACCCUUUCAAAUCUACAAUUCUAUGAUUCUAUGAUCAUAAUGUUCAUAUGUUUAAGUCUCUUUGAGUUUCAUUUAAAAAUAAUAGAAUAGAAAUUUUAUGCUUAUGCCUUUUUUUGUAACUGGAACAUGUGUAGUCAGUCUGUCUGAGGAUAGUUGAAGUUGGCCAUUAGUACAACAAUUCCUCUUUUGGGUGCUUCCUUGAUUUCAUUCUUCAUUGCAAUAUCUUCAUGAACAUUUUGAUCAGGGAGCUGUUAGCAUGCCCGCAGAAUUAUAUUACUCUUGGUAUCACCACGUAUAGCAAUUAUGUGGAGGGGUCUGCCCUUUUGAGAGUUCUUUUUCUUGAACUCAGUGCCCUCUUCAACAUGAAGAGCAACACCAUCUCCGCUGAGUCCCCUUCUGUCCUUCCUAUAGGGUCCAUAUCCAGUGAUAACAGGGUCCCACUGGUUAUCCAUUGCACCAGCUGUAUUAACACUGUCCUCUAAGACCAGGCAUUCCAGUUUGCCCACCUAGGCUCAGAGGCUUCCAGCACUAGUGUGUAAACGCUUACAGUUUCCCUUGUCAAGGGUGUGCGGGACUCUGGAAAAAUAAAACUCAUUUUCAGUAUUAAAGCUCCCAUUUCUUACAGUACCUAAUAAGUGUGCCAACUAUUUUUAAAUAAAAAAACAAACAAAAAACAAGAAUGUAAGGGCCAUAGAAGAUCUGAGGAAUGUUCUCUUGAUACGCAAGGUGUAUGAAGACUAUUUGAAAAUGUAAACAUGCAAAAUAUUAAAAGGCUCCUUUUUUAAUAGGGUAUGAAACCUCUCAAACAUAAAAGCCAAUUUCCUUUCUUGUCUGCUUUUGAAGUAAAAACUUAGUUUUGCUUCCAAAUUCAAAUCAGCUCCCUAAAUCAGCCUCCUAAAUAUAGAAGUCCAUAUUUGAACAUGGAUAUUUAAACAGUAUGCUCUUCAGCAAUAUUUGAGUGUUUAUAUUACUGAAAAGUUUAUUUUAGACAUGUUCAGAAUAAUUGUACCAACUCAAAGGGAAGGAUAUAGUUAUUGGUUCUUCAAGAAUCACAUCUUUUGUGAUGAAAACAUAGGACUUUUAAGUAAAACUAUUCCAUCCACUGAAAUGGGUCAUUUGUUUCCUAUAUGCGCUUUGCAUAUCUGUGAACACUGCUCCAUGACAAUAACAACAACAACAACAACAACUUAUUAUUUAUAAUCUGGCUGGGCUUCCCCAGCCACUCUGGGCGGCUUCCAAAAAAAAUAUUAAAAUACUGUACUACAUCAAACAUUAAAAGCCUCCCUAAACAGGGCCACCUUCAGAUGUCUUCUAAAAGUCUGGUAGUUGUUGUUCUCUUUGACAUCUGGUGGGAGGGUGUUCCAGAGGGCAGGUGCCACUACCGAGAAGGCCCUCUGCCUGGUUCCCUGUAACUUGGCUUCUCGCAGUGAGGGAACCGCCAGAAGGCCCUCGGUGCUGGACCUCAGUGUCCGGGUAGAACGAUGGGGGUGGAGACGCUCCUUCAGAUAUGCUCAAUACAGAACUGAUUUUUGUUUUGUCUUUCAACAUGAGUAAAAAUUGCACAGUAAUUCUAAAAUCAUACAGGUGAUCUUUUAAAUUGGCUCAUUUUUGAAUAUCCAAGGAAGACUAAUUUCAGUGUUUCUCUCAUUUAUUCGUAUAAACAUUUAAAUGUUUCAGGGAAACAUUACAUAGAAAAGGUGAAAUUAAUUUCUGCUGUACACUUAUUUUUCACUUUUGAGGUAAGUUGGAACAAGGAAACCAGCUAUUCAUAUACUGUAAUUGUGUUUCACCUUGAAAGGUUGGCCAGGAUCAAAGAACCACACAACUAGUUAUUUGUGUUUCAGACUUGCGUGUCUUGUACGCUGUUCUGUCCCAGUGCAGAAGGCAGACUACUUUUGAAAUAGUUGGGAAUGUUAAGAGCAGCUUUUUGAGAUGGCACUCUUAUUGGAAAUGUGCAUUUCUUUGGUUUGCUAUCUAGUUAAGCUCUCAAAUAGUACAAAAUGGCUGGUAUUGGUUCCUACAUUCACUGAAAACCAUUUACUGCUAGCUAACGCUGGCAUUUCUAGUUGGAAUAACCACUUUUAAUAGGCUUCGCUUAAUCUUUAAGAAUGGCCAAACUGGGGAAAAAACUAUUUUCAAAUGAUAGAGCUUGAUUGGAGUGCUGUGACUGGAAGACAGAUACGUUUAGAAUAGUUCUUAUGCUGCUUCUUGUAAGGGCUAGUCCAAAGGGUAGAGGCUUUGAGCAUAGUCAAACUUUUCUCAAACAGUAUUCUAGCAUAAGGAGUGAAACAGCCCUGCAGGACUAGCAGGUGUGUCUCCACGUAGAAGUGCAUUUUUUAGAAUAGGCCAUAGAACACACAUAAACCUUUAAAACUUAUAGAGUCCUUGCUUCUUUUCUCAGAGUUGGACUCUAGUUAUCCCUGUUUAAUUACUUCCUUUUAAACAUUUUAUGAAGGUUGUUUAGUAAUACUUUGUGAGUAGCAACCUGUCUUGUCUUGUUGCUCCCCCCCCCCUUUUAUUUGAAAUACAUUAAGUUACAUUAAUAAAAUGGUCAAGAAACUGGCGUUAGAAGUUGUGUGGUACAAUACAAAUCAAUAUACAGUGGUGCCUCGCAAGACGAAAUUAAUCCGUUCCGCGAGUCUCUUCGUCUUGUGGUUUUUUCGUCUUGCGAAGCACGGCUAUUAACGGCUUAGCGGCUUUAAGAAAAAGGAAACAAACUCGCAAGAACUCGCAAGACGUUUUGUCUUGCGAAGCAAGCCCAUAGGGAAAUUCGUCUUGCGGAACGACUCAAAAAACGCAAAACCCUUUCGUCUAGCGAGUUUUUCGUCUUGCGGGGCACCACUGUAUUAAGUAGUCAUUACUUAAAUGGAGUAAACUUUCUCUUCUUGCAAUACACAAAAUGAGUAUUUCUACAUAACAUAUUAAAUAUGUUCUGAACUAAGCAAUACUGCACGUUUGAGGUUGACCUCUGGUGCUGCAGUGGCAUCAUUUGAAAGGAGAAACAAGUUCUCAGUGUUGGGGCAGGGUUUGUAAUAACAUAUAAUCCAAUUAUGAGCAUUUAAAUUUGUCUUCUGCUUGAAUGCUGGAUUAUGAAAAAGGAGUAAUCACAUGUAAACGUCUUCAGCAGGGAAAAGUAGGGUGGGUGUCAGAAAUGACAAGUAGAUAAAACUUGUUUGAGUUGUCUGCUGCUGAAUACAAAAUGCCACAUUUUAAAAUAUGGCAAAAUGAAUUUCUCUCCAUGGUAAACCUGAGCUUUAAAAUUUAAAAUUGGCAGUUAUUGAAUUGCAAAUCUCCUUACUGAACUCUUAAGAUAAAAAUUUCUUAGUUGGCAAAUAGAAACACUUCUCCUCUUGCAAGGAAAGGCACCCAGUUUCACUGAUCUCCCCAUCCAAUCUUCACUGGUCUUUCAUGGCAGCCCUCUGCACCACAUCCCAUAAUGCUCAGGAGGACCCUCCUGCCCCUAGGAGCAGCUGGGCGGGGGACUUCAGAGGUCAGGGGAAAUCCGUGAUACCUAGCAGUUCUUCCACUUGCCUAAUGCAUACAUGUAGCCUACUUUAUUUAUGUAGCAUUUAGAAAGUAUAAAUAAUUUAGCAUUUAGAAAGUAUAAAUACUAAUUUAAAAUAGUAAGUUGCAGAAAUGUGCUUUCAUUUGUUUUGAUUAUUAAGAUACGGGAUGAUGUGCCUCUAAUUUAACACUUGUAGACUUAGUCACAAUGUUAUAAGCCAUUUUGUUUGGUCUUUGUCCAGAACAGUGGCAUAGAAUUAUUUAUUUUUUAAACUUAAAAAAAUUAAUAAAUGUGAGCACAGGGUCUCUGACCAAUUAAAUUCAUGUUGUGCUGUUGUUGGUAUGACAUCUCCUGCUUACAAAACUAGGCCACAUUGGGCUUUUGAAGAAAGCUCCUCAUUGGGCCAACACACUGAGCAUCUUGAAAUGGAUUCAAGAGUCCUCUAUUCAAGAUGAUCUCUAAUCUCUUGGGAACUACAUGUUUUUAAGUUUUAUCACAUGCUCCAGGGCAACAAUUGUGCCCCAUUUGGUGUUAUACUGAAAAAAGUUGAAAUGCAAACAUCCAGUAGCUUAAAAAAAAAAAAAAAAAAGCCCAACAAAAUUGGUCUCAUUUUUCUGUGUACCACAUGUUGGAGGUGUCCAAAUUACAGCACAUCCUGCUUAUAGUAUCGUUUGAAUUGAGACAUAAAUGUUGGCUUUCCGUCAUACUGGAUAAUAUCUAGGUAUAUACUGUAUAUACUGGCUGUCACAGUAGACAAAACAAACUUGCAUCGAAAUGCCACUUUAACAUACACAAAAGCACCAAAGCGGUUGACUUGGUUAUAAUUGUGAACUAUUAAGUUACACAAAAAGGAUGCUCAGGGUACCAAACCAUGACAACCAAUAGGAUAAUGACAUCACUAUCUCAUUGUACUCUCUUGAGAGGCCUGUUCACUGCUUAAACAAGGGCCACAGUUUGCCUAGAUACACCUUGGGCCCAUUCUGGCAAGAACUAGCCAUGUCUAAGUCCCAUUGAAAGCACUUAAAUGCUUAACACCCAUUGAUUUUGAUGGGACUUAAAUAUGUCUAACUUUCUCUGGAAUUGAAUCUUUAUGAUCUGAGGAUAUAAUUCUUUUCCAUCUUGUUCCUGAGUAUAUGGAGAUCCGACUGACCAUCCUUAAAGGUUUGUAAUUAUUGCUGAGAUACAUAAGAAGCAGUUUGAGCACUGAAAAGCAUUAUAUAUAAAUGCUGCAUUUUUGUUGUUGUGGGAAACCAUAAUAAAAUGCACAAGGAGCAAUUUGCCUUUCAUUCAGUUUUGCUGAACAACAUUCCAGAGGUCACUGGAGUUCAUGUACAUGUGUUUUGUCUUUUCUUUUAAACAGUGCAUCUGGUGCGAGUGUUGUAGCCAUUGACAACAAAAUAGAACAGGCGAUGGUAAGUAGAGAACUGAACUGUUUAAUUCUUAAAGAGCGCUGGGUUUGUAGCCUGCUGUCGUCAUUUUUGCAUAACCUACAUUGAUGGAUUGUAAGGCCACAUCAGGAAGAGAUGUUAAAGGUAGAAAAUCAUAAAGCAGACCCAAGCAAUUGUUUGUCUGUUGAGGACUCCAUAUAGGUGGAAAACAGCAGUUUACAUGAUAAUACAGUACAGUAUCAUGUAUAGCAUGAACAUGUUAGGCUUCAACCUGCUGCUGCUUGCUGGCACUGUGCCCUUGUGCCAUGCCAUUUAUGCAAUUAUGAGCAAAGAAGCACCAAUUGUAAAGUCAUCUGGAAGUUCAUGUAGUGCCAUUCCAAAUGUGUUCAUGCACUUUCGGGGGGUGGGUGGGAGAAUCCAUGUGUAAACCGAUAUAUUACUACAGUGAAGUUAAUGUACAGUGGUAUCUCGGGUUACAUACGCUUCAGGUUACAGACUCCGCUAACCCAGAAAUAAUACCUCGGGUUAAGAACUUUGCUUCAGGAUGAGAACAGAAAUCGCACGGCGGUGGCAGCAGCAGGAGGCCCCGUUAGCUAAAGUGGUGCUUCAGGUUAAGAACAGUUUCAGGAUAAGAACAGACCUCCAGAACGAAUUAAGUACGUAACCAGAGGUAUCACUGUACAUCAUACCCAGGUCCAAAAGUUUUAGCUUACACCAAGACAAUGCUAAUUCUCUAGUAGGACUGCCGUUACUUUAGCACGUCAUUGUUUGGUAUGAUCAAAAGCAUUGCUUUGCUAUCCAAAAUCUUUGAUGUGUUGGCCAUUGCUUCAGUACCAGGCCUGUGUAGACCUUGUCUCAGGCCCGGGAGUCUUGUUAGAAUAAAGUUUUAUGCUCAGGCAAAAAGGCAGCUGGCUCCUAGCCGGGCUCCCCGACUGGAUUAGCCCUCUGAGGCCCAGGGCAAGUGUACUUGGCUGCCACUCUCCCCUUCCGUGGGCCUGUUCAGUACUGCAUCCAGACAUUUUAAAAAAUAGCACGUGUAAGGAUUUUAGUUUACAAAAGGCUUGGCAGCUAGAGGAAGAGCUGUUACAUCUGCAUGCUUUCCGGCCAUCCAGUUUUGGAGGAAAAAAAUGAAGGGAGAACAAAUUCUACUGAAAAAAAUAGUAGGGCAAACCAUGGACAGAAAACAGUGUUUCUUUCUGCCCUGAGUCUAAGCGAAUAUUGGUCCGAAUGCAUUAUUCUAUUCCAUGAAAUGCCAAAGUCAGUAGUCUACUUUAAUGUUCCAAACUAAUGUGCUGUUUCCUGUUGUGUUGGCUCCCACCAGUUAUGCAAAGAUACUUUUGGGCUCCGGAAACAGCUUCAUUUCCAAGUUGCUUGAAAUUCUUUAUUGAAAACAUUUUAUAACCUGCCUUCCCUCAUAAAUGUACAUCAGAUCACUAUAGGAAUGGUAAAACUGGUUUGUUUUUACUAGCUUAGUCAUAAUGAAAAGUAAAAAAGCAGCUGCUGCAAAAAGCCCAGGAAAUGGAGUGCCUUCCUCUAAUAUGUGAAAGGCAGAAAAAUAGAUGCUAAGUGGUCUGCUCUCAGGAGAGUGUUGCAAAGACUGAGCCCUGCCAGUGAAAAAUGCCCUGUGAUCAGUUGCCACCUACUUAGUCUCUAAAGGCAGGAACAGGCUCUCUGAAGAUAGAACUGAAUGGUCAGGUUCAUCCAGGGGCAUGUGAUCCUCCAGUCUUUCCAUGGGUUUUCUGAUAAGAAAAGUGUUGCCACUCAAAACGCAUCAGUUCAAGUUGGGCAAGACUAGCAAGCCCCAUGUUUUUAAUCAGUAUUUAUGGUCAUGUGAUGGAGAGCUAGUGGGGAUCCCUGUGGUGCAAGUGGAUUAGUUUCCAGAGUACCAGCUCUGUUAGCCUCAGUGUCACUGCUGCAAACAAGAGUAGACAAAGAUUUUGUUUGUACGUAAUCAUAAAGAAUGUACAGAAUUCAAAGCUAAGCAAUAUGGCAAAAUUGGGGGUUACUUCAGAAGCACACAAAAUCAAUCUAAUCAUACAUACAAUAUAGGUUCUGUAAAAAUAACUUGCCUGUGGUUGUGAUCCUCAGAUUUAAAAGAGCAGAACUUCUUAAAAAUUAGCCAAAAUAGGAAGCUUGGGUCACAGCGUUUGUUUUCUUACAUUUGCCCAUGAGAAAAGAGACCAUUUUAAUCCAGUUUACAACAGUUUACUUGUCACAGACAAGUUCUGUCCCUGUUUAGCCAGGAUGCUGACUUGAUGGGCAAUAGCAACUAUGAUUUACUUCAUAGGGGUGUUGAAGCUUAAAUAUAAUUAUCUGAGCUCCUUGAGGUGUGAGAUAUUAAUGUAGAGCCUAGGGCUUGCUGAUCAGAAGGUCAGCGGUUCGAAUCCCUGCGACGGGGUGAGCUCUCGUUGCUCAGUCCUAGCUCCAGUUCGAAAGCACAUCAAAGUGCAAGUAGAUAAAUAGGUACCACUCUGGCGGGAAGGUAAACGGUGUUUCUGUGUGCUGCUCUGGUUGGCCAGAAGCAGCUUAGUCAUGCUGCCCACAUGACCCGGAAGCUGUCUGCAUACAAAUGCCUAUAGAGCGAGAUGAGCGCUCAACCCCCGAGUCGUCUGUGACUAGACCUAAUGGUCAGGGGUACCUUUACCUUUUUAAUGUUUAUGGGUUUUCAGCCACCAUUUUGGAGAGCUCUCUGAACUAGAGCAUUGCUUAUUAUCUAUUUCUGUCAACAAAAAUAUUAUGAAGCUUUUUGAGAGUAAGAAAUCCCUGUAUUUAGGUUACCUUCCUGAAAGCAACAUAUAGACAUGUAGCAUUGGUGUUUUUUGAGUGCUUUGGAAGUUGGCCAUAAUACAGCAAGUGAAUUCAAUGCUGGGGAGUUAAUCCUGUGUAUUUUGAUUUCUAGAUAUUUCUAUUUAACUUGUGGUGCUAGGAUCCAAAUUUAACUGUUAAUGAAGUUACGCCCAAGAAUUUGGUGCAAAGUAAAAGUCUGUUUAUAGAAAUUAAAUCUAACGAUUAAUUUGCCGUUUGCAGGAUCUGGUGAAAAGCCAUUUGAUGUACGCAGUCAGAGAAGAAGUGGAAGUACUGAAGGAACAAAUAAAAGAAUUAGUCGAAAGAAACUCUUUACUUGAACGGGAAAAUGCACUGUUAAAAUCUCUCUCAAACAACGAUCAGUUAUCCCAGCUCUCAACCCAACAGGCCAACCCCAGUAGCACUUCUCAACAGCAAACAGUGAUAGUACAGCCAACGCAACCUCCGCAGCAGCCGAAUGUCUCCUCAGCAUAAAGCUUUCUUGCCUCAUUAAGAAACUGAAAGCAAUCUGUCCUUGUGUGCCACUGGUGUUCUUUCCACUUUAUAUGAAAGCGAGUAGCCAUGCUUCAGUUGUGUGUUUUGGCCUUUUCAGUAUUAGACAAUCAUUCUACAAGAGCUUUCCCUCACUGAGAUGUCAUGCAGCACAGUUGGUGUUCAAUUAUGCCAUCAGUGCAAAAGGGAAAUGAUAGAAGGAGUUAUAAUGCAAAAGUCUGCAUUUAUUUGGUGCACAUGAGUGGGGUCUUUAAGAGCUUUGGUGAGGCUCUUCAAGGUUUCCAUUACUCAUGGAUUACUUUGAGCCUUGCUUUUUCACAUAGCAACAAACUCAUCUUUAGAGCCACUGUUCUUUCAAUUAUAAGUAACAUUUGCCUACAUUAGUUUCAUUUAUUUGUGUUUUUAUUUAUUACAGGGCUGCUAUUCAUAAUGUACAUGAACAAUGUCACAGAACUUUUAAUUUUUUUAAAAAAAUAAAUGUAAGUAUCAGUAAAAAUUGAUAUAGGCAGGAUUGAGUUUAAUAGAUAAAAUGUUUAGGCAAUAAUUGAACAAAAGAAUCCUGGCAUAUUUCUAACACUAAUGGCAAUUUACCUUUUGGUAUUUAUUUUCAGUAGUUAAGACCCAGCUUGAAUGUAAAUUUUUGUAUAUUGUAAGUAUGAAGACCAUAGUGCGUCUGUACAGGUAGUCGCCAGUCAUUGUGAGAUAAUUGAUGGGCUAUUUUGAUGAAGAAAACUUUGCUCAUUUCUGUUUCUACUUUCUAAUAGAGAAAUUGCCAUGAUUCCUCUGCUUUUUGACAUUUCGUAUGAUUAUUAUUAUUUUUUGGGUGGGAAUAAAAAGCUGUGAAAUUGUUCAACCUACUUUGUAACCAAAGAAGCAAAGCUGUGUAAUUGAGUUUUUAUUUUAUAAUGCACAUUCUUUAUGUAUUUUUAUUUAGUGUUCUCAUUCACAUUUUUCUUUGCUGUCUAGCAUGAUCUGCAUGACCUAUAAUCUUUGAACCACUUUCGUACCUCAUGUUUUAUCCAGCACUCUUAUUGUGAUAUGUAAUAGUCUGUGAACAAUGUCAAAUAAAAAAAAGAAAGAACAGCUAGUGUUGGUGGAGCUGAGCUGGUGUGUUACGCACUAGUUUAAAAAAUGAAGUGAGCCAUCUUUUGUUCAUUUAAAAUGGUGUUUUGAAUUUCGUAUGCAGAAAACGUUUUGUUACAUUGCAGAUUUUAAUGUAUUUAAUAAAUGCAACAUGCAGAUUAAGUGCAGUGUAUACUGAGUAUUUAAAUUAAAAUGUACAUUUCAUAAAUACAGUUUCAAGAGACCAUUUGUGUAUACUAACGUAGUAUGUCAGAAGUUGAUGUACAGUAUAUUUUAACACUUUCUGAAAUUAAACUGCAGUUUUGUUG